AUGUUUGUUCCUAAAGCCGGUGGCCGCAAUACUCGCCGGCGCCCGAGGACAAGCUCAGACGACUCUGUCAAGCCACCGAAAGCCAAGAGACAGCGCUCAGUCUUGCGUCGCCCAGAUGAAUCCCCCCCCGACACAGAUCUAGGGCGUGACAUGGCCAAAUUGACCGCACCCACUCCCAAUGAUGAUAAUGCCCCUGCGGAUCCAAUGACCACUGAACUUCAUCUACCGACUCGUACUGCAAAACCAGGUGAUGGCCUUGGACACAACAACGAGGGGACAAUCGUUCUAUCCAGUACCGAUUUCUACAACGUGAAUCAGCUGCCAGCCUUGCCUGACCAAAUUCGCGGCUUACAGUCAGAAGAACCGCUCAGAUGCUUUUUUGGAGCUGGUCACGACCAUGCGCUAGCUCUAACUCACUCGCAUGCCAUCGUAUGGCCUUACUCAGUAUCCACAUCUUCUCCGUCACCAUCAGACACGUUCACAGUAUCGAUUCCCGAGUCAUGCAGAGAUCCAAAAGGCGCAGUUCCGCUUGGUGUUUUACUAUCUACAGCUACCGGAGAGUACCCAGGUUUACUGGUCAUCAUUCCUUCUACCGGGAAGAUCAUUUACUGGGAGACUGUGUCCAGUGCAGCCUCGCUAGGCUUAUCUCGACAGAAACAAAAUGGUAUCCAAGGAUCUACGCCUGGCCUGCUUUCUGGCGAGUAUGCCACGGAAAUCCUAAAUGUGGAGCCUUCGGGGAUUAUCGCCACAUUCUCCACGGGACGAGUAGCACAUAUUUCUUUGAGAGAUCCCCAAGGAAAACCCUCAGUACUCGUCAAUUUCCUAAAAAGCACCGCGGGUGCCAGCGGUGGUGGAAUCUUUGGUGGUAUUAAGAAUGUUCUCGGGGGCGGAUACUGGAGGAAAGAGGUCACCGCUGUUCAGGCUGGAGGCUCCCAUCAACGCGGCCAGCGGGAUGUGAUCAUUGCGACUUCUUCUGGGUUGAUCGAGAUCUGGGAUACACACUGGAAUCACGGAAAUGCGCUCAAAAAACGAUAUGAUGCCAAAGACGACAUUUUGGCGGCUCUUCCUCAGAAUUUAACGAAACCGACAAACGACCCAGAUCUGAAAAUCAUGGACUUUGCUUUCUCCAUGCUACAAUCUUCGGACGACCCUGCUCAGCCUUCGGAUGAAUCCUGGAACUUGUUUCUGGUUGUUGGCUCGUCCCAGUGGUCAGAAAACAAAGCACUGUCUGUGGUUCACGUUCACUUGUCAGGCACUGAGUCCCGUGUGGUAUCUGCGCAUCCUGUAGAUCUACAUCACAUCCCAGCUAUGCUCAACGACCCAAAGCCCAAGAUUUAUGUUCCGAAACCAGAAGCAACUGCUUUUAUUCUCGUUGGCCAGUCCCUUGUUAUUCUGUCGCUGACAAGCGUUGAGGAAACACCAACUUCACAACUACUUCUCGAUUCAAAUAAGCUACCGAUGCCUUUCCAAGACACUAUUCACUUGCGAUCUGGAAAAGAGCAUGAAAUACUAGGGUCCACGUCAGAGAACCAAUCGCAACACAUGCCUUACGCGGCAUGUGUGCUCAUGCUUCGGAAUUUCGGAGUGAUUCGUGUCACGGUACUUCCUCGUCCCGAAACAGAAGACGAUGCUGACGAGCAGCCUCAAGUUACCGCGAAGCACAAACUUGAGCAGGCUAUUUUCUACGGGACCAUGGCAAAGAACCCGUUGGAUCUAUCCAGCGAGGGUGACUUGGACUUCCCUGCCUUAGAGAUCGAGCAAGCAUCCUUGGAAAUAUGCAGAGAACUCCUGCAGUCUGAAUGCCGGUUCAUUCCAAAUACCACAAUUUCACUCGAACAACAUCUUCGACUGAGGGCGAAGGCACUGGACGACCUUGCAUCUUUACUUCUACGCAGAGGAAACCCAUUAGGUCGAGCAGCAAAAUGGGAGCUUCUGUGGGCUGCUGAAAAGAUCGCAGCACAAAGGGCCAUGUGGAAGGUCCAGGAGGCCUAUAAGUGCAAAAGCGACGAUUCUUUCCUUGGUCAUGUCAUUGGAUCAAUGAGCAACAAUUUCAAGACUCAGAUUGACCCACACAACGGGGAGGCUGACCCGGUGCGUCAAUGGUUCCUGAGUGAUUCCUAUCGCAUGGAACACAUUAUUCCGUGGAUCAAGAACGCCGUCAAACUCGGUCGAGCUGAAUCUUGCGGUGAUGUACUUGAGUCUCCUGAUCGUGCGCGGAACCUCUCGCAACAAAUUCUCGAGGCCAGUGAGCUAUUCCUGGCAGUCAUGGAAACUGCUUUCCGGUAUCGCGAAGAGCAUCUUGCGCUUUAUGGUCUGAAUGAAGACUUCGUCGAGGAUGGUGUUCUAUCCGAUGGAUAUGAGACUCUACCCGAGUUCUGGACAUCGAGAGGGGUGGGUUAUACCGAAGCAGGAAAGCUCCUCGAUUUGGAACUCGAUAGCCGUCGUUCUUGGAACAGCGCAAACUUGUCGGGUGCAGAUUUCCCUGAUGCCCAGGUUCUAAACCGAACAGCAGCGAACAGCGCUCGACAUCUCCGUGUCCUUGGUCAAAUGCACCAGGAACGAACUCGAUGGCUUUCUGCCCAGGGAGACCCAAAGCUUCUCGACGAGAGCGCUUCACUCGAACAUUUGCAUGUCGAAAAUCGCAAGUGGUACCUUUUCAAGUUGGCCGGUGUCGGGCAUCUUGAAGACGCUCUUAGGUUGGCAGAAAGCUUCCGCGAUAUGGAUGCUUUGGUCGAGUUGAUCGUCGAGCUUCAGGAUCAAAAGAAAAACCGACCAGUCCAAGGAUCUUCAGAAGGUGUACCGACAAGUGCAGAUCAGCUUGACCCUGCCCAACUGAUUUCCACAUAUUUCGACAAGUUUGGUGACAUUUGGGCGGAUGCAUACUUCUUCCACAGAAUCAAGUUCGGUUACCCAGGAACGCUACUUGCAAUGCGGAAAUACCAACCUGCCGUGACUCGAUUCCUCCGGCAAACGCCCGCGUAUUCUCGUUUGAGUUGGAUUAAUGAUGUGACGGGCGAAGACGACUACGACACUGCUGCUGCCUCAUUGGAAAAUCUCGCGCUUAACAGUGAGAAGGACUUGUGGAGCCACCGUGUUGAAAUCUCGCUGGCGAAGCUAAGCAAGUUAGCAACACAAGAGCGUAUGCAUCCACAGGCUCAACCUUCUUUGGUUUUGCAAGGGGAUGUCAAACGACUUGAGGAUUUCGUUGAGGUCGAUGGGAUCCAGGAGACUUUGUAUGAGCACCUUCGGCCAAUUUGGGAGGGCGCAAUUGACCGAAAGGCUGAGGCUGAACUGGCGCUCGAGUGCUAUGGGGGUCACCUAUUCGAAGACCGGCCAUCGCUCCGUGAGAUCUUGAGUGAUACUCUCUCCACCCUCGUCAACAGACAGGUUCUUGCUUUCGACGAUCUGGUCGACCUUUUGACGUUGCUCGGCCCUGUGCAGCAUGCAGAAGACGGUGAUGAUGAGAUUGUGAAGAGCGAGUUCCAUCUAGCUCUACGAGUUCUUGAUCAUGGUCGCUAUGGCCAGCGAGACUCUUCGUACCUCAUGGCUUUGCAGAGAUUAAUAUGGCGGCGGUGCAUGAUCAAGGAUGACUGGGUGGCUCGAGGCAAGGCCGCUGAAGUGUCAAAUGGCGAUUUCGAUCGCUCCAUUGGUGACACUUCCCUUUGUCGAACUUUGAGCGCAUGCUUAGAGGAGGGUCCCAAAUCAGCCAGCCACCCAUCUAUCUAUGCGGCUCUUUCUCCUGCUGAUGCCUUAAUGACUGAUGCAGACUCUGAUAUACUUACUUCACGGUUCCGCCCAGAGCAAAAGUCACGAUUGGCGCUCGACCUUAAGACUGAAAACGACAUCUUACGCCAGUACAUUGAGAUCGGAAAGCUUGAUUUCUGGAUCCAAAAUAUUCUUGAAACGGCAAAAGCCCGGGGGUUAGCUCCUUGUGGGAUCGGUGGUAAUGCUGCAGCGGAGAUUUAA
Messenger RNA from Penicillium antarcticum, 3966 nucleotides. Its product is annotated as putative nuclear pore complex subunit Nup133. The record is from RefSeq and is a predicted model, not a curated record. Gene Ontology annotation, biological process: protein import into nucleus; poly(A)+ mRNA export from nucleus; transcription-dependent tethering of RNA polymerase II gene DNA at nuclear periphery. Gene Ontology annotation, cellular component: nuclear pore outer ring. The transcript has 4 exons. Bases 1 to 3966 code for a protein of 1321 amino acids. NCBI's taxonomy places the organism in Eukaryota, Fungi, Ascomycota, Eurotiomycetes, Eurotiales, Aspergillaceae. Gene Ontology annotation, molecular function: structural constituent of nuclear pore; protein binding.